AUGCCUCAUCAUAUUUGUUGUGCAAGAUAUAGCGGUGGCUCUUUCUUCUCUGCUACGGCAAAGAAUCAAUAUGCUCCAAGCAAGGUUAUUGAACCUGUUCACCUUGAUAUCAAUCUCAAAUUUCAAGACCUUUCUACCAAGUCUUUUGAAGGCAAGGUCACAAUCACUUUUAAGCAUACAGGUGAAGGACUGGUGGCUAAUAACAAGGAGUUAUCGAGCAUUGCAUUGAAUGCCGAAGAUUUCGAGCAUGUCAAAGUGACUGGUGAAGGUUUAUCCGACUUUUAUUAUGAUGGUCAUCUUAUCCAUUUGUACUGGAAAGAGCCCUUUACAAAGCAAAGUGAGCGCAAGGCGACUAUUGAAUACACGAUCGAAAAGCCUAUUGCAGGUCUUUAUUUCAACAAAAAUGAUGAGAUGCUCCAUGCUACUCCUGCUUGGGCUAUUACGGAUCACGAAACAGAAAAAGCCCGUCACUGGUUACCUACUGUUGAUUUCCCUACUGUUCGUACUACCUUGACAUGGUCAAUUACAGCUCCCCAGCAAUACACUUCUUUGGCGAAUGGUACUUUAAAAAGCUCAGAAACGACUGGUAAAUACACGACGACUCAAUGGGAACUGGACCAUCCUUGCCCCUCCUACCUUAUUUGCUUUGCAGUAGGUGAGUUCAUUGAAGUGGACGAUGGUGAAGUAGAUGGAAAGCCAAUCAAGUAUUAUACUGCCAAGGGAUAUGAAAAACAAGAUCUUAAGAGAGCUUUUGAUGAGACGCCCAAUAUGAUUAAAUGGCUUCAAAAGAAGGUUGGUGUUCCAUUCCCUUGGAGUAAAUAUUAUCAAAUUGUUUUGCCGGCCAUUCGUGGAGCUAUGGAGAAUAUCUCUUUAGUUACUUGGGUUGAGCACUUGCUUCUUGAUGAAACGCAUGCUCUUGAAAGAAAGAGCAUUGUCGAUACUGUCAACAUUCACGAAAUGGGCCACACAUACUUUGGCGAUUUGUUGGUGAUUCGUCAUUUUGAUCAUGUUUGGUUAAAGGAAGGUUGGGCAAAAUAUAUUGAAUCAUGUUGGCUACAAGACAAUCGAUCAGAAGAUUCAUUCCGUUAUGAAAUGUUCAAGAAUGCUUCAAACUAUAUUGCAGAAUGCAGUUCCUACAUGCGCCCCAUCGUGACUCGUAAAUACGAUGCUUCAUGGGACAUGUUUGACAGACACACUUAUCCUGGCGGCGCAUGGCGUAUUCAUAUGCUUCGUAAACGUUUAGGUGAAGAGGUCUUUUGGAGUGCUAUCAAGACUUACAUUGAACGCUUCUACAACAAGACUGUACAGACUUCUGACUUCCAAAACGUCUUAGAAGAAGCCUCAGGUCUCAACUUGGCUCGCUUCUUUGAUGAAUGGCUCUAUUCUAAGGGCUAUCCUAAACUCAAUGGUAAAUACGAGUACGAUGCAGAUGCUAAUCGUGUUAAGGUCAUUAUGACUCAAACUCAAGUCAAUGCUGCUGAGCAAAUUCCUCUUUUUGCCUUUGAUUUGGAUGUUGUGAUCACCACAAAUGAUAACAAGAAGAUCUCUACUGUACUCACAUUUGAUCAAGAAGAAUCAGUAACUGGUUUCCUUUCUUUGCCUGAAGGCCAAAAGCCUAGUCAGAUCUCUAUUGAUCCCGAAGGCAAAGUCUUGUUUGUGAUCGAAAUGCCUUCCAUUGAUAGAGAUGUCUUGAUCGGAACUGCCAAAAACAGUGAUAACUUGAUGGAUCGUAUUAUGGCUUAUGGCGAAUUAGUCAAGAGUGGUACAAGACCUGCUUUAAAGGCAGUUCAUGAAGCUAUCCUAAAGGAACCUUUCUAUGGUGUAAGAGUUCAAUGUGCCAAUAGCCUCGCCAAAUUAAACAGCACUUACAGUCUUCAAAUCUUGUCUGAAUUGUUAGACAAUGAAAAAGACCCUCUAGCUCUUUCUUCCAUUGCUGCUGCUGCUGCUAUUGCUGAUGAUCAACUGAGAAACUCUUUACUCAACUUACUCGAGAGAAAGCAUCUUCCUUAUCACGCUCAUGCUAAUGCCUUGAUUUCCCUUGGUCGACAAAGAAACCCAGAAGAUUUGGAAUACCUUUUGCAAGUGGCUAAAGAUGAUGCUAAGCUCGGCCAACAUGGUUUUGUUCGUGGUGGUGCACUUAAGGCUUUGGGUGUGCAUCGUAGUGAAGAAGGCUUCAAGUAUUUGUUGAAUCGUGUUGGUUAUAAUAAGGAGCCUCUUCGUGCUAGACCUACUGCCAUUCAAGGUUUGAUUGUUUCUGCUCAAUGGCAAUCUGAUCGCCUAAAGAAAGAAGCCAUUGAAAUGCUUGAAACCUUGAUCCGUGAUCCUAAUGCCUCUGUUCGAAUGACAGCUGUUGCAGGCCUUGUUCAAUUGAAUGCUACUUCUACAUACGGAGCUAUUGAAGGCACUCGAUUCAUGUAUUCCAAGGACGAACAGACCUUUAUUAGCCGUAAAUUACAUGCUCUGCGUUCUGGAAGUAGCAAUGACGCACAAAGUCAAGUUACUGCUCAAAAAGAGACUAUUGAAAAGCUUGAAGCUCGCGUAAAGAAAUUGGAAGAAAAGAUUGCUCUUCAGGAAUCAAAAAAUGCUUCAAAGCAAUAA
This is a messenger RNA of Gilbertella persicaria, 2598 nucleotides long. RefSeq names its product peptidase family M1-domain-containing protein. NCBI's taxonomy places the organism in Eukaryota, Fungi, Mucoromycota, Mucoromycetes, Mucorales, Choanephoraceae. Gene Ontology annotation, biological process: proteolysis; peptide catabolic process. Gene Ontology annotation, cellular component: cytoplasm. The record is from RefSeq and is a predicted model, not a curated record. Gene Ontology annotation, molecular function: zinc ion binding; metalloaminopeptidase activity; peptide binding. Bases 1 to 2598 code for a protein of 865 amino acids. The transcript is spliced from 12 exons.